GGGCGGGAGGCGGCGGUGCGAGGGGCGCUGAGGGCAGAGCGCGAGGCGACGGUUGGCGACGGUUGGCGGCAGUUGGUGGCCAUGGCUUCCGUGGUGAGGAAGAUAAUCAGCACGGCCAAGGCGCCCGCUGCCCUGGGCCCCUACAGCCAGGCAGUGCUGGUAGAUCGGACCAUGUAUAUUGCAGGACAGAUUGGUAUAGAACCUUCCAGCGGGCAGCUUGUCUCUGGAGGGGCAAAGGAAGAAGCUAAACAGGCCCUAAAAAACAUGGGAGAAAUCCUGAAAGCUGCAGGCUGUGACUACUGCAAUGUUGUGAAGACUACUGUUUUGAUGGCAGACAUGAAAGACUUCAAUGAUAUUAAUGAUAUUUACAGACAAUUUUUCAAUACAAACUUCCCAGCCCGAGCAGCUUAUCAAGUAGCUGCUUUGCCGAAAGGUGCCCGAGUUGAGAUUGAAGCUGUUGCCAUUCAAGGAUCCAUCCAAGAUGCUUCAGCAUGACUAUAAAUAGAGACUGAAUAUCCUGCAAUAACAAUUUUAUUAGAUUCAGUUUCAUUCCUACAAUUGACUAUAGGCAGUUACAUACAGUUGAAAUCACUGAUCUUACCUAAGAAAGGUGCAUUGGGACCUUACAUUCUCUAAAAUGCAGACUUGCAAUUAGUUCUUUGUAAGGAAACCCUGAAGUCUAUGGGAGCCUUGUGAAAAUCAGUUGAGCUUGUUGCUCAGAUUAGGGUGUCUGAACUUACUGCAAGUAGGGGCCUUAUUUUAUGAUUAUUAUCUGAAUAUCUAACCAUAAAGUACACAUUUUUAGAUGAAUAUAUGACAGCUACACUAGCAGUGAUCUGCACAUGAAAAAUUAUUAUUUAGUAGGAUAUAGUAACUAUUUUAAGUAAGAAAAAAUGAUAGAAAUGGGAAAACUGUAGACCUUUGAACUUUGAAUACAUUUUUAUUUCUGUAUUUUGGGGAAAUCUGCCAUAUUUGUUCUUGUGGAAAUAAUUACUUAAGAGAGUGAACACUCAUUUCAGAAAGAAGAAUAUCACACUUUUCUGAAGUAAUGUGCUAACAUUUAUAAAUUGGCUGUAAACGAAUCUCUUCGUGCAACCUUUUCUAGAGAAUUCAAUUUUCAGUAUAGCUUAAUUAAAAAAAAAAGGACUUCUAAGUUUAUGAUGAAAAAUAUCUUUUUUAAUGAGAAUAAAUGAUGAUUGCAUCUAUAAAA
Messenger RNA from Rhea pennata, 1210 nucleotides. RefSeq names its product reactive intermediate imine deaminase A homolog (gene RIDA). The coding region runs from base 82 to 495 and encodes 137 amino acids. The transcript is spliced from 6 exons. Gene Ontology annotation, cellular component: cytosol; mitochondrion. Lineage: Eukaryota; Metazoa; Chordata; Aves; Rheiformes; Rheidae. Gene Ontology annotation, molecular function: deaminase activity. The record is from RefSeq and is a predicted model, not a curated record.